CCUGAAUUCUGCAUGCUGACUCAAAUCUUUUUCUCACUGAUGCAUUUGGUGCUUUGAAUGACCUUCAAUAUCUAACCUGUUUCGAGCUUCUUCCAUUCACAAAUGUCUGCGUGUUUAAGCGGAGCUAGUGGAAGAACUUAUGGGUUCGAUUUCGAUUUUGUCAAAUCUCCGUCUACAUCGACCCGAACUACAUCUUCUUCUCCUUCUUCAACUAUCUCGGAAUCGAGCGAUUCUCCGCUUGCUAUCUCCACUCGAAAAUCUCGAACCCCUCGAAAGCGACCCAACCAAACUUACAAUGAAGCUGCCGCAAUGCUUUCGACAGCAUACCCAAAUCUCUUCCCCUCCGAAAGCCUAAAAAAACCAGGCAAGUUCACCAAAACAAUCGAUAACUUUGCGGAUGAAUCUUCAGAAUUGUUCUUCCCUUUCCAAAUAUUUGAUACCUCCUCUUUCCUACUUCAGCACCAACCAAUCCAACAGAAGCCUGUUAAAUUUCCAGUAGAGCCCAAAGCGGUUAAUCUGACAGAAAAAUCGUGCCAAAGUCCUGGGGAGAUUAGCUCCGGAGUAAAUACUCAAGAAUUCGACGAUGAUUGCCGAGAAGAUUUCGAUGCUGAAUCGAUUCUCGAUGAGGAAAUCGGGGAGGGAAUCGAUAGCAUCAUGGGCAGCAGGGCCGAAGAUUCCCAUGGCGCGUCUUGUCACGACGAACACGUGAAUCACCGGACUGCGGAUUCGACGGGAUUUAAUUUUGGCGGGAAAUUCGAUUUCCGGCUAAGAGCUCUCCGCGGGGUCGAUGAAGGGAAUUAUUGGUGGAGCUUUCCCGCUGUUGUCAACAUGCUCGAAAUCUCACCAGAAAUCAAAAAGCCUACUCCGGCAGCAUCAACUUCGCCGGAGAAGAAGAAAAAGAAGAAGACGAGGAAGGUGGAAAAGCUGACGACCAUCGAGUCAAAGAUUCCGGAGUUGCCGAAGGAGAGUUCGAUUCCGAAGGAGAAAUCAAAUCCUGGCUUGCUGUUGAAAUUGAAUUACAACGAGGUUCUUAAUGCUUGGUCUGACCGGAGUUCACCGUUCACCGGCGAAAGUCCCGCCUCUGAUGUGCACGGAAAUGAUGUCGCGGCACGGCUGGCACAAAUAGAUUUGUUGUGGGAGAGUGGCGAAGGAGGCGUGAUGAGAGAAGCCAGCGUGUUGCGCUACAAAGAAAAGCGACGGACCCGGCUCUUCUCUAAGAAGAUUAGAUAUCAAGUGAGGAAAGUCAACGCUGAUCAACGGCCCAGAACGCAGGGACGAUUUGCGAGGAGGCCCAAUUGUUGCUCUAACGCACAAAGCUCAAAGUGCAAAGGCAGUAAAGCAGGCCUUGCGUCCGAUCACUGUCGACCAUAAAAGAAAAAAGGCC
Molecule: messenger RNA, 1384 nt
Organism: Neltuma alba
Lineage: Eukaryota; Viridiplantae; Streptophyta; Magnoliopsida; Fabales; Fabaceae
Product: protein CHLOROPLAST IMPORT APPARATUS 2-like
Exons: 3
Coding region: 103-1371 (422 amino acids)
Biological process (GO): regulation of DNA-templated transcription
Cellular component (GO): nucleus
Molecular function (GO): protein binding
Source: RefSeq, a predicted model, not a curated record